Messenger RNA from Ipomoea triloba (trilobed morning glory), 1121 nucleotides. RefSeq names its product leucine-rich repeat extensin-like protein 3. Gene Ontology annotation, biological process: plant-type secondary cell wall biogenesis. The record is from RefSeq and is a predicted model, not a curated record. NCBI's taxonomy places the organism in Eukaryota, Viridiplantae, Streptophyta, Magnoliopsida, Solanales, Convolvulaceae. The transcript has a single exon. The coding region runs from base 34 to 948 and encodes 304 amino acids.
UAUUCCAACUACUUCAACUACUUACCACUGCAAAUGGCUUCUAACCAAAACAUUAACUUCUUCCCAUUUUUCCCUCCUGCACCGCCUCACACUUCUCCAUCUCCGCCACAAAUCCCACCGUUCCCUCCAAAAGUGGCACCGCCAUUUCAGCCCAACGUCCCUCCUCCAAGAGUGGCCCCACCACGCCCUCCCGUCAACCCUCCAUCCCCACCUAAGGUAGCACCACCUCGCCCUCCCGUCAACCCUCCAUCCCCGCCAAAGGUAGCACCGCCUCGUCCUCCCGUCAACCCUCCAUCCCCGCCAAAGGUAGCACCGCCUCGCCCUCCCGUCAACCCUCCAUCCCCGCCAAAGGUAGCACCGCCUCGCCCUCCCGUCAACCCUCCAUCCCCACCAAAGGUAGCACCACCUCGCCCACCCGUUCGACCACCUCCAGCACCAAGGCCACCAAGUCCUACAAUUCCACCUCCAUCACCACCACGACCCAAACCCAUCAAUCCUCCUCCACCACAUAUUCGUCCACCACCAUCACCGGCUGUUAAGCCACCGCCACCAUAUAUUCCACCUCCGCCACCACCUGGACACCAUUCUCAUGUCAUCAUCAUUGUUUUUGUCUCACUCGGUGGUUUGUUCUUUCUUGCAUUUCUCUCUGUAGCCCUGUGCUGCUUUAUCAAAAAGAGAAAGAAGAGGAUGAUUCAAGAAAGUGAUGUAGUAAAGGUGGAUGAGCAUAUGACAGUUCAUGAAGCAAUUGUCCCAGGUCCGCAUGGCACAAAAACUACUUUUCUAACCAUUGAUGAAGAUAUUCAUAUUGACGAAGAAAUCAGAAAGAGUGAAAAAGUUGGUCACAGUUCUAUCAUGAAAGCUGUACAAAAACAUCCUCAGGCUCUGGUUAUGGACACAACAGCUUCAACAUCUGGUUCCAAUCACAAGCCAUCACAUCAUAACCAAUAAUGUGAACUGGUUGAUUUAAUUUGCAAACUAAAGAAACAAUGCAAUUGUGUGUGAUGUUCUUAUUGAUUGUAAAUUUGUAAAAAUAAAAAUCAUCGACAAGAUGAGUAUGAAAUUUGUAUUUUGGCAUAUUAUGAUAAAAGUAAAGGCUGGAAAUGGAUAAUUUCAUUUUUAAA